AUGGAGUUAGUGGGGGGCGAGACAUCCAAAGCACACAGCUGGACUUGCAUAGAUCUGUAUGUAUUUGCAACACCGUACAGAGUUACAUGGGACUACUACUUUUUGGGGCGAGAGCACACUCUUGAUUUCGAAGAAUGGGAAAGUGAGGCUGAGUAUGAAUAUGUGAAACGUAAUGGUGUGUCCAUUUUCCUCAUGCCAUCUGGAACAAUUGGCACACUUCGAGCACUUUGGGAGGUCUUCCCUCUGUUCACAAAUACUGCGUGGGGUGAGAAUGCGAAUCUUGCUUUUCUCGAGAAGCAUAUGGGUGCCACCUUUGAGGAACGGCCGAAACCCCGGGUCUCAGAGUUAAAUCCUGAUGAUAUCCACUCUGGAGAUUUCUUGGUUUUAUCGAAGAUCCGUGGGCGUUGGGGUGGUUUUGAAACACUGGAGAAGUGGGUUACUGGCGCUUAUGCAGGCCAUACUGCGGUUUGCCUUAGGGACUCUGAUGGAAAGCUUUGGGUUGGGGAAUCUGGUAAUGAAAAUGAACAGGUUGCUUCUGUUAUGACUGUAUGGACCAAGCUUCAACCAGAGUAUGCUGGUAAUAUGUGGGAAGAAGCCCUUAACAAACGGCUUGGAACUAAGGGUCUUCACCUUUCUGAAAUCAUAGUGGAAUCAGAGAAACGUGGGAUAACAUUUGACAAGUUACUAACUGUUCCUGAGAAUGAUAGUUGGGUCUAUGAAGAUGGUCAGUCAGCAUCUUGUAUAGCUUUCGUCCUUAUGAUGUACAAGGAGGCUGGACUCUUUGACCCUAUUACCAGCUCUGUUGAAGUUACUGAAUUCACAAUAAAAGAUGCUUACACCCUCAAAUUUUUUGAGGACAACUCCACCCGACUUCCGGAGUGGUGCAACAAGGAUGACGAUGUGAAGCUCCCCUUUUGCCAAAUCAAGGGCAGGUACCGGAUGGAGCUGCCUGGAUACAACACCAUGGAACCAUAUGCCCACAUGAACGAAAGAUGUCCAUCCCUGCCUCCAGAUUACAAUAGGACUAAAGGUUGCUAG
Molecule: messenger RNA, 1038 nt
Organism: Miscanthus lutarioriparius
Lineage: Eukaryota; Viridiplantae; Streptophyta; Magnoliopsida; Poales; Poaceae
Source: the annotation of a GenBank genome assembly